Penicillium oxalicum is the source of this 285-nucleotide messenger RNA. RefSeq lists its product as uncharacterized. The transcript has a single exon. The record is from RefSeq and is a predicted model, not a curated record. NCBI's taxonomy places the organism in Eukaryota, Fungi, Ascomycota, Eurotiomycetes, Eurotiales, Aspergillaceae. The coding region runs from base 1 to 285 and encodes 94 amino acids.
AUGAGCUCUCGUAAGCUUGUGGAAGCUACAUGCUUGCCGUCUCUCAAGGGACUUGGAUCACAGGCUGGAGGAGGUCUACGGCUUCAUCAGCAACGGGCAGUAAUCUCAGAUUUGGGGCCUUUAACUUCCAAUCCUGGUUCUGUCAUAAAGCUGGAAGAUUCCAGCGCGGGACGGGAGGAGAGUGCAUUUGAAGACCUCAGACUCCAUGUUUAUAUUAAUUUACCUGCUGCCUUUGUAAAAAUGGACAUUUGCCUGCAUUUGCAACCUCCACUCAACCCGAUCUGA